Heterotrigona itama is the source of this 3228-nucleotide messenger RNA. NCBI's taxonomy places the organism in Eukaryota, Metazoa, Arthropoda, Insecta, Hymenoptera, Apidae. The record is from the annotation of a GenBank genome assembly.
AUGAAUAUGGACGGAACGCGACUGUAUGGAUCACAGACGAAUAUCGUACCAGCAAAAUGUGUAGGUACGAUGAUCGAUAAAUAAUAAAGUCACCGUAUUACAAAGGAAAUUUUAUAUUUUAUUUUAACGUUUACAUGAUACAGAAUUUAAUGCAUGAAUUAUGACUGACGACUGUUUAUUAAUUUCUUAUUUACUGUUAUAUAUAUUCUCGGCAAUUUGUUUGUAACUUGGUAAUCAAUAAUUUGUUGGUAUCUCCAUGAUAACUUUUUAUAAGACUGAAUAGAUGUCGCUACAAAUGCAAAACAUCUACCGACAUCUAUUGAUGACAUUUAUCGAGUCGAUAAUAUUGAAAAUGACAGUAAAAUAAUAAGAUUUUCGAGAUCUCAAAUAAUUAAAUCAAUCGAGGUUGAUUUCUAAUUUACUCGUCGACCAUGUCUACUUUGUGGUCUAUCAAUUGUAAGAUAAAUCAUAAAUACAUAUGCGCUCAUGACUGAUGUCAGAAGUAAUGAGUAAUUGCUUGAACGUACGUGACGCAUGUGACUGUACAACCAUUGUCCUCUCACCAAUACAAGAAAAUGUAUUGUGAUUGGCUGUAUUUUUGACAAGGUAUGAAUAUAUGUAUACAUAUACAAUAUAAUUGCAUAACAUUAACAAAUUAUUUUUUUUUGAAAAUCAAUUAAUUAAACAGUAAAUGUCUAAUCCAUUUCGUUGUAUGAAAUCAAAGCGCGGAUAAUUUUCCUUUCAAUGAAAAUAUUAUUCAAUACUUUAAAAAAUAACAUCAAUAUAUAUGUAUGUUAAUGUUAUACAAUUGACAUAUAUAAAUAUAUCUAUUAUCAGGAACACAUGCAAGGGCGAUAAUUUUUCUUUUAAAAUAAUUUCAUUGUUUACUGCGUUAUUUUUUUAUGGUAUUGGCAAAAAAAAAAAUGAUUUUUAUCAAUACACAACGAGAUUUCGCCAAUAUUACUUUUGCCUUAUAUGACAAAAUUUCGUAUUCGUUAUAUUGUUGUAUCACAUAGAAAACGAAUAAAUUUGCGCCAAAUUUACACGAUUGGAGCUAACCUAUUUCAUUUAAAAAACGACGUUGCAUCAUUUCUUAUAAAAUUCCUUUGCAAUCAUGAGACGAUGACGUUUGACAUGCAACUCAAAAUGAUAAAUGCCAAUGUUUACGAGGCAGUCAUACUUUAAAACAGAAUCUUGAUAUCUAUUUUGAGUUAUAUAAAAUGUGUUAAUCGUUUAUUUAUAUCACAACUGUGCUGCAUUUUCAGCUAACUGGUCACUAUAACAGUGUAUAAUUUAAAAUGAUAUACUAAAUUAGAACUGUUUAGAUGUGUUUACGAAAUAAUGGAAGAGAUUUGGUUCCAUCUAUCAAAUCAAUUUGAGACACUUCAGGUAAUUGUAAUUUUCAAUAAAAGUAAUAUUUGUUUCUUUUUUCUUUUUUUCUUUUUUUUUUAAUUUAUAUAUUAGCAAUAUAUAUAUUAUUACAUUUGUUCCCAAAUUAAAAAAAUAUAAUUGAUAUUAUAUUCCCACUUUCUCUUUUCAAUAUCAUACAUUAAACUUUUUUUGGGGGGAAAAGAUUCAAACCUCGUUACUUGUACAACAAGGGCAACAAUGGAUUGUAACAUUGUUAACUCAAGCACAUCAAGUUUUUUACAAGUUACACGAGAACCAGAACAUGCAAAAUGUCAAGGACAUUGUACAACAUAUACUUAUUUGGAUUAAAAGUGCUUGGGAACAAUUGCAAUUUCAAUAUUAUAAUGCACACAUUAAUGUUAAAGGUCUUUACAAACAAAUAAAGAGUUUAUAUAACAAUGAAGUGUCAAAAAGAGAACUUGCAUUUUGUUUAGCAGGUUUAAUUGUUGGUACUUUAAUUGGUUAUUAUAUUGGAAUCAAUUGGGGGCAUGUAUCUCAUCAUAUGCAUCAUAUAAAAGCUGUAAUAUGUCAUCAUUACAUUGGUAUUGAGGGUGUAUCUAUGAUAGAUGAUGCAGAAAUGCCUAUAAUUGAAAGAUCUAAUGAAUUAUUGGUACAAGUUAAAGCAGCUUCUGUUAAUGUUGUUGAUACAAAGAUUUGUUAUGGUUACUCCAAAAUUUACAGAAGACUUCUUAAUUCUGGUAAACACAAAGAACUACCAGUAACAUUAGGCAGAGAUUGCACUGGAAUAGUAGUAGGUAUAGGACAAAAUAUUAUUAAUUUUGACAUUGGAGAUGAAGUAUUGUUAGCUGUACCUUCAUGGGCUCCUGGUACAAUGGCAGAAUAUAUAGUUGUCCCAGAAACUCAAGUAGUUAAACGACCAAAACUUUUUACUUUUGAAACAUUUGCAAGUCUCCCCUACAGUGGAUGCUUAGCUUGGGAUGCCUUAGUUAAUAGAUCUGCAAUUCAAGAAGGCAAUGCAAAAGGAAAACGAGUACUUAUAUAUGGUGCAAAUACCCCUGUUGGUUGUAUUUUAACUCAAUUAGUUAAGUUAUGGGGUGGAUAUGUAGUUACAAUGUCUAAACCAAAUGCAAUUCCUGUAUCAAAAGCUUUAGGAGCAGAUGAUGUUAUACCACUAGAUAAUUCAGAUGUAGAAAAAGAGUUACAAUUACACGAUAAAUUCGAUUCUAUAUUUUAUACUGGAGGGCAACCAAUUGACGAACGUAUAUUAAAGCAGCACUUAAUGCCUUAUGGUUCUUAUGUCUCAACUGUUCCCGAACAAUUAACAUCUGAUUCAUUAGGUUUCAUAUUUGGAAGUAUAUUUGCUGGAUGUGUACGAAUAAAGUUACUAGUUCAGUACGUGCUUGGAUUUAAUAUGCAUCAAUGGAAAGAAGGUUCGAAGAUUAAUGCAACGUACUUGCAGGCAUUGUGUGAUUUAGUUGACGCUAAUCAAUUACAGAUGGUUGUAGACAGGAUGUAUGGACCUUACAAUAUCGAACAAGCAUUGUAUCAUAUAUUAGAUCCCAAUGCUAUUGGUAGUACUAUAAUAACAUUUCAGUGACAAUUGAAUGUUAUAUGUAGAAAAGAUUUCGGUUAUAUAAAUAUCAGUUUCUUUUAUUAAUAUAUAUUCUAAAUAAUAUCCCUAUCAUCUAAUCACUGCCAAAUACCAUCCAACAUUCAAAUAAACUUUAAUAAAGACAUAUGAUGCAAAAACCAAGACUGAAUAUUGUAAUAAAAUUUAAUUUAUAUAUGCAAUUACAUAGUUUAUAUAAUUUCAAAUUGUUAUUUACUUGUGUAUAUAUAUAUAAUAUAUAUAUAUAU